This is a messenger RNA of Lethenteron reissneri (Far Eastern brook lamprey), 17263 nucleotides long. RefSeq names its product gamma-aminobutyric acid receptor subunit gamma-2-like. NCBI's taxonomy places the organism in Eukaryota, Metazoa, Chordata, Hyperoartia, Petromyzontiformes, Petromyzontidae. Gene Ontology annotation, molecular function: extracellular ligand-gated monoatomic ion channel activity; GABA-A receptor activity. The record is from RefSeq and is a predicted model, not a curated record. Gene Ontology annotation, biological process: monoatomic ion transmembrane transport; gamma-aminobutyric acid signaling pathway; chloride transport. Gene Ontology annotation, cellular component: membrane.
CCUCCUCCACCACCACCUCUCCUCCUCCUCCCGCUCCUCCUCCUCCCGGAGCGCACAGAGAGCCGAUGCGGCCGCCGUCUCCGUCCACCGCGCGACGCGAGCCAAAAAACACCAAGCAGCGGGAGUCGUCGUCGUCUCUUCUUAUCGCUCUUUACCUCUCCCCUCUUUUUAACCGUUUAUUUUUUUUUCUCAAAUUGUUUUUCCAAUUACGCCAAUUUUUUUUAUUCUUUCUCCAUUUUAGUUUUUCUUCCUUCAGGGAACGCGCCUUGACAAUUUUGUUCCGUUUGGUUAUAUAUACCAUUCGAUCGUCGCGUCAAUGCGAGUUGCGAUUUUGGCGAGGAAUUAAACAAAUAAAGGGUUCGCGUGGAUAAUUUGUAUGCCGGUAGGCGCGCCAGCACUUAUUGCAGAAUUUUUAGGUUAGCCGCGCUUGCUCUCGCUCCAUCUCUCUCCUUUCCCUGCGCUUGCUGUAUUUCUAUUCGUUAUUAUCGGUGUUAUUUUCCUUUCUUUUUAUCCUAAAAAUCAGCCCAUCAACCCCUCCCUCCUCCUCAUCGCAAGCCCUGUCACCCCGCUCCAUCCUCUCAGCACCCCACCCCUACCCCCCCAUUCCCACCGGGUAUCGGCGGCGCAGAUAAAACCGUCAGUCCACAGGAUACAACAAUAGAAGGUAGUUUGUUCAGAAGAUAGGCAAAAAAAGGGGGGGGGGGCAAUGGUUGGAAUAAUGCAAUUGUAAUUAAAUGACACAACAACAGUUUAGGUUGUCUUAGAAUGCACAAUUCGGUCGAAUUGAUGGAGGAGGCUACAGGCUUUAAUGGUAUGUGUUAAAUAAUAAUAUAUAUCUCAAAUAUGAAUAAAGCCUACUCCCGGUGGCGUAGAUGAAAACCCGUGAUUAAUAAUUGAACAUUAAAUAAUUUCGCAAAAGGAGUGGCAAUCGUAAAACAUUUAAACAAAUAAGAAUAAUCACCAAAUUGUACGCAUGUAACAACAUUGCAUGAAUAGAGCGAUACAGGGUGUAUCGUUAUAUUAAACGUCAGCAAUCAUUAAAUAUAUAGCAGGGCUCUAGAAUCAUAGUAGGAGUAAUAAUUAAAUAAUCUCUGGGUACAAUUGGUAGCUGUUGUUGCUGCUGCUGGGUGUGCAUGUGGCUUGGAGCCGGCUGUCUCUGCCUGUGAUGGCCGGGCUGUGAUGACAGUGAUGAUGGCGCUUCGGCUGGUGUCGGGGUGGCGGCCCGGGUCUGUCGGCAUGCGGGAGCCUCCGGGAUGGACCAAGAUCCAGCGCCGCCGUCGUCACAAUCAGCAACAGCAGCAGCACCAGCAGCAGCUUCACGACCAUCACGGCCACCACCACCACAAUCACGACCACCACCAUCACCACCAAUAUCACCAUCAUGAAAAAUACCAUCAAUACAAUCGCCAAGACUUGCAGCAGAUUUGGAAGCAGGAUCGACGGAGACCUGUUCGAGAGGAGCAGCAGAAUCAUCAUCAUCAUCAGCAGCAGCAGCUUCUUCAACAACAUCAUCAUCCUCCUCAACAGCAGCAGUGUCCUGCAUUUAUAUUCUGGGGCCGCACCGACUACACGGAGUGGCAGCCCAUUCUCCCGGCCCCGCCAGCCCGGCAGGACAAAGAGGAGGGGAAGAGAAUAAUAAAGGAGAGGGAGAAGACGACGACGAUGCUACAGGAGGAGGAGAAGAGGGAGGAGGUGGUGGAUGUCGCCGGGGUUUCCCCCACCGUGGCGUCGCGAAUGGCUGCGGUUCCUCCCCGGCUGUCGAGGCGCGUUCUUCUCUUGGCUCUCAUGCUGCUGUCUCUGCACGCCUGCGCUGGCAAGAUUGAAGAGGAUGAUUUCCAGGAUAUGAACGCUAACAAGACAUGGGUCCUGGCCCCCAAAGUCUACGAAAGCGACGUCACCCAAAUUCUCAACACGCUUCUGGAAGGCUACGAUAACAAUCUGAGACCGGACAUCGGCAUCCAGCCGAUUACCGUGGAAACGGACAUCUACGUCAACAGCAUCGGCCCAGUGUCAGCUAUUAACAUGGAGUACACCAUCGACAUAUUCUUCGCCCAGACGUGGUUUGACAGCAGACUUCGGUUCAACAGCUCCAUGAAAGUGUUGAGAUUGAACAGCAACAUGGUGGGGAAGAUCUGGAUCCCAGAUACCUUCUUCCGGAACUCAAAGCAGGCUGACGCCCAUUGGAUUACGACCCCAAACCAAUUGCUGCGCAUAUCAAACAACGGAAAGGUGCUCUACACACUGAGAUUGACUAUAAAUGCAGAAUGUCAGCUUCAGCUCCAUAACUUUCCUAUGGAUGAGCAUUCCUGUCCCCUGGAAUUUUCCAGUUACGGUUAUCCCAAGGAUGAGAUCCUUUACAAAUGGAGCAAGAGUUCUGUGGAAGUUGCCAACCAACGCUCUUGGAAGCUCUACCAGUUCUCCUUCCUGGGCCUCAGGAACACCACCAAUAUCCUGUCGACUGAUUCCGGUGAUUACAUCGUCAUGACGGUUUAUUUUGAUUUGGUGAGAAGAAUGGGAUAUUUCACCAUUCAGACGUACAUCCCCUGCAUACUGAUCGUUGUGCUGUCAUGGGUGUCCUUUUGGAUCAACAAAGAUGCCACUCCCGCCAGAACAUCCCUCGGGAUCACGACGGUGCUGACCAUGACCACUCUGAGCACCAUCUCCCGCAAGUCGCUGCCCAAGGUUUCCUAUGCAACAGCCAUGGACCUCUUCGUCACCGUCUGCUUCUUCUUCGUCUUUGCCGCCAUGAUCGAGUUCGCCAUGCUCACGUUCUUCGUCAGCAAGAAGAAGCUCAGUGGUGGCAAGAAAAAGAAGAAAAGGCACGCGCCGAACCCCGUUGUGCUGGACGUGAGACCCGGUUCGGCGACGGUGCCCAUGAAUAACGCCAUGCAGCACCUCUCGGCCGAGGCGGAGGAGGAGGGCGGCUACGAAUGUCUGGACGGCAAAGACUGCUCCAGCUUCUUCUGCUGCUUCGAGGACUGCGAGCGGCGGUCGUGGAAAGAGGGCCGGAUCCACAUUCAGGUCCUCAAGCUCGACUCGUACUCGCGCGUCUUCUUUCCCAUCUCCUUCACGCUCUUCAAUCUCGUGUAUUGGAUCGCGUACCUUUACCUGUAAAAAAUGGGUUUGUUGGAGAAACAAAGACGUGCAGAAAUGAGAAACAGGAAAGGAAAAAAAUAAACCGAAAUGGCAAUUAAGGAAACUCAAAAAGAACAAGCGCCACCGCCCAUCCACCCAUGGUCGCAAAACUUUUUUUGAAUUCCUGUUGCCGUGCGACAGGAAAAGCGUGACCUCAGCUGGGUUACCUAAAGAUAGCGCUUGCAUCUGAUCACGCCUCCCUCGGAGGCGGAACUACUCCACACUGAACAGCAGCAAGUGUAUGUCUGAGUGGCUGAUGUAAAAUAUCGUGUAUAGCAAUUGCAUAAAUAAUGUGUGAGGAGGAGAAAUUAUAUUUACUAAAUAUGUUAAUUUUCUUCAUAUUGGCGAUUCUAAAACAAACCGACUACUGCUGUUAAAAUUCUGAAAAGCGUUAAUUACGGACAAUGUGACGGAAUUUGGGGUUUCUGCUUGACUUAGGUCAAUUCUUAAUUGUUCCUUGUUAAAAUUAAGUAAACACACAUCCAAUUAUGAUAUUGUCUAGAGUUACAUUUACGUUAAAAAUGUAUGGCAGUCAACGCCAAAAUUCAUAAAUUGGUACAAAAACUAAAGUGAGGGAAAAAUAUAUACGCGCGUUUGUGUGUUUACAUUUUACAUAACUUACAGGCACUGAAUAAUACCGUUUGAAACAUGAUGUGAGAGCACUGUAAAUACCAUAUUUUCUUGAAGUGUGAGGCACUUCGGAGGGAAGAUUAUGAGAAGACUCCACGUGUGAAGCUGCUGACAUUGUUGUGUCAUGGUUACAAUCGGUGCUGCUUUCAAAGCACACUGCAAAGAGUCUGGGUAUGCAGGCAUGAGGUACCCAUUUCUUGUUUAAUGCUUUCACCUGAAAUUGAUUUCUUAAACUGUUGUCAGUGUUGCAUUAUUAUAAUGAUUAUUACGGAUGAGUUUUCAUGACAGGCUACACGUCACAGAGAUGCUUGUCAGCUGUAAUGGUUAUUACCAAGAUCAAUGCUAAAUUCUCACAAUUUAUGUAUGUUGAAAUUAUUUCGCAUUGUAUGCAGCCAACAGCGCAAAUUGAAGGUCCGGGGGAAGGACAACAAACUAUACACACGCAAAAAACAUGACAAGGGUUUCACAAACUUUGGUAAAUGUCAGCCAUAUGUAGCUCUCCCCCUCAAUGAGUCGUUAACAUCAUUAGACCUCCUUUGCUAGUACCAAAAUAUAUUAAUAGGGUUUUUCCCCUUUUUUUUCUGGCAACAAAACUGAAACCUUUUUACAAGGAUUCAUGUCUGCAUUAACCACAAUACUUGCAGUCAAAAUGCAAACAAAAAACAUACUAUGAUAAUAUAUGCAUUGUCCUUGAAACUGAUUGGUCCACAUCAAGGGAUGCUUUCUUUUGAGCCUCGACCCAAUUGGUGCUCGACCAGAGGACGCCAAAAGGCGUACAGCUCAAGGUUAACGAGUCGUUAACCUUAACCGAAAUAUGAAGAUUAUGAAUCAUUUUUUUGUAGACACUUCCUGGUGCUUGCAAUGAUAUAUUUUUCCACAUUUGCAGGUUAAUCAGUGAAGUACACUCCUAAACUAGUUUCAAUUUGUAGGGAUAUCAAUGAUUUAUGCUUAUACAGCCUGAAUAUUUCCACAUGAGGGACUCGUCAACAUGGUGUGACACGUGUUAAUUCGGCAAGUGAUAAUAUCAGAGCUGUGUACGAAUGCGGCGUCAAUAAGUAUGACUUGUCCACUCUUUGUGAGUCUGAUCAACAGUUCUGACCAAUACACAAGUACAAUGUAGGGGAAAAAAUCUCUGCCAGCUUUACCACCUUUCCAAAUAUGGGGGUAUAUGACAUGCACUUAUUCUGAAUCCAUGCAAGCCUUCUUUCAUUUCAAAUUGAUUGUGUUUGGAUUAUUCAAUAUGCCAGGCCCACUAUGGAAUAUCUCAGUCAUCCAGGGUUCAGAGCGGUAAAACUGCACGGUUCCCCGACCUGUGAUAGCGAUGGACACAGGAUCACCAGGCCCCCGAUUGCCCCGUGGGUUUAGAAACACGACGAGUGAUAUCUUACAUGGCAUUGGGGGAAAAGGGCCCAACGUGUGAUUUAAUUUAUGGCGCAGGGUGACCUUAAUCCACGCCUCAUAUGCAUCCUGUCAAAACACUUGAUCAGCCAAAAUCCAUGACGCUGACAACACGGGUGAAAGGCCUGAAACAGAAGUGGGUAUUCUUCGAGGGCAUCUUGUGAAACGUUUGAAUGCUUACGAACAAGGUGGCUGGACCGAUCUGGCUCAGGCUAGCGUACCGAGGGGGAAGGGCUAGGGCUUUUUACAGUAUUUUACACUUAUACUCUGAACACUGUACAUUGCAAAAACCUGGAGAUUUUGUCCACUGUACGUUCGAAUAAGCUUCUUAGCAGAAAACUGUUUCCAGGCAGGAAAUACAACCGUAUGUGUCAUGAUUGGUCCGUUGUCUAUGGUAGUUACUCAAAGCAUUUUAUAUAACAAAUACUGAACCUUAAACUGGAAUGCAUGUAUGUUUACUAGAGCAUAUAAACACCACUACUUUGAAGCUUUUGUGAUUCAAUCCAAUCUAAGAAGGGUAAGCAAACGUUUACAACCUGAAUUACACGGAAACUAGGACAGAUGCAUUUGCAAUAAAACAGUAUACAUAGUUAUCUAAACACAUUUAUACUGAUCCAGGUAAUGAGGUUAUGCAGAAGAGUCAUUGUUAUGCCUUGCAUGCCUUACUUAAUAUCCAUACACAUUGUGAAAUUCUAAAUGUGAAUUCUGCAGUAUAUUACAAGGUCAAGCCUUCUUUUUUUUUGCGGUUUUAGCGGAACAUAGAGACUAAAUGAAUUAACAUGAUCUCCGAGUGUGGUACACUAACAUACUCUACCAUGCCUGAAAUUGAAACAAUGUAAGCGGUGAUAUACAUGUCAGUUUUACAAAGGGACAAGAGCAGAUUUUAUCAUGACCAGUCUCAUGCAUCUCUUCAUUGACUUUGGCCCAUUAUGUCAAUUGACUUUAAACCAUGAAGACAUCAAUUAUUACAAAUUACCUAAUAAUAGUCAUUGUUUGAAAAUGUAGCUCACACUUAUAUGCUAAUUACUUAUUUGAAAUUUAAAUUCACACUAUAGUUUUCCCCCAAGGUCAAGGUAAUGCGUAUCUUAGUAAGGAUUUUUUUUUGGGGCCAACAGUGCUAAACUACUGUCUCUAUCAAGUAUUAGACCACAAAGUGGGAUAUUAUGACAUCACAAUAUUUCAUAAGAUUUUGGAAUUAUUUUACCAUCUGUUCACAUAGUCACGGCAUUUUAUUUUACCAACAAUAGGCAAUGGUUACUGGAAUAUGCCAGGAAACAUUUUUACAUUUAGGCUGAGAGUGUUAUCCAGGGUAAUGUAAAAGUGUUAUUGUGACCAAUCGAGCUGUGGACAGUGUUCAUAUCCUUUGAGGGCUUAAGCCUAAAGCCAAUUUAUCGACCCAAAAAUGUAUAUUGGGCUGAGUUGAUUCCUGGUCAGGAAUUUAUGCCCAAAUCAUCCUCUAGAGGUGAUAAAAUGAGUACAACAUCGUGGGAGAUUGACCGUGGCUGUGAUAUGGCAUGACUGACCCCUGCCAUAUCAAGAUAAUUUCUACCACUGGCCACGCGUAGGAUAUCAUCGAUUCAAAUAUCAUCACAGUCUAUUGAGACCGCUUAACUGAGUGUAACCCCCUCUACUAAAACUGAUACUUUUCUGUGAACUGCCAUACACAUUUCCAACUGAGGGAUAAAGUGAUACCAUUGAAUAAAGUUUGCAUCACUUGAGAUGCAGACAGUACAUUUUUCUAAGCAUAAGGGCUAACAAUACAAUCUGAAGCGGACAAUAUACAGGGCAAUGCCGUUCAGUGUGGAUAUCAUACUUACACAUUUGCUGUUUGUGUUGUGAUAAAGCAGCACGGAGAGAAGGAAGUGCCCCAUCGUUUAUUGGCUCUUAACAUUUUACCAAAACAUAAGCUGUGCCACCUUGUCUAUGUGUUUAACUCUGCCAGAUAUAGAUAUAUGGCUUGAUAGGAUUCCUUAUUUAAAUUAAUUUUGGCUUUGACCGAUUUUAUUGUCUACGGUAAUGUAUACAGAUGGACUAUUUCUCUUGGAUUGCUGGCAACAAAUGAUUACAGCACUGGGGUUAUUUAGAUAACAACUUUAAUAUUUUACAAAAAUACAGACAAAACAUGUUCUAUAAACUUUACCUUCUACGUCAGCAUUAUUCGACUCAAUUAUGCAGUGUAUGUGUAAUGCACCUUUUAAUUAUGGACACUUUUAAAAUGAUGUUUUAAGAUCAAGUAUCUGUAAAAUUGUCCACUUGCUUAUUUGGCCAGAAACCAACUUAGCUCGUUCUUUUUUUAUUUUUAAAUCAGUCCAACAAUGCAAUUUAAGAGUAGGAUUCAAACAACUGUUGGGUGGCACUUUUAUCCACGAUUGGUCCUCAGACCAGGCCAAUGUGUCAGUGCUCAUAUGCAUUGGUGGUCCCGUUCUUCUCAAAGGCAGGGGCCAGAGUCCACGUAGGAUUCCCGCUGGUAAUUUCCCAUAAGGCGUUGCUCGCUUUGUAGACUUGAGGAAACAUGGUGGGCUGGGUUGACUCCCAACUGGGAAUUGAGCUCAUGACCUCAUCGUUUGAGAUGAAUGCACUCACUGUGCAGGUAGCCAGGCUGGUUGAGAGAAUUAUUCAUUAUCUUGGCAUGGGCCGGUUACCCAUUAGCACUCCUACUCCUGUUGACUAUGAUCUCGGAGUGUAUUUGUGUGUUUUUUACACAAUUUCAAGUAAAACAUUUAUCACAAAUAUUAGAAUACAAACGUAUUUAGGUGUUUUUUGUUGCAUAAAUGUAAAAAAAGCUUGAUGUAAAAGGAAUAAAUUUAUAUUAAUGGUCAUACCAGAAAUGUUAAUGCCUUCGUUUAUCGCCACCCCAAUUUAAUAGUGUGUUUUUUUUUAGAAAACUGGGAAUGCCGAACUAUUUGCAUGCUCACGUCUGCAAGCUGAAUUUAACACAUCCAGUAAAAUAGCAAAUCACUAUAUACAUGCUACCACUAUAUUGCUUCAUCCCUAAGAUGACAUAUUUAUUAUACAGUCCUUAUUAUAUCUGUAUGUGACAAAAUAUUUCAUAAACGCACAAAUAAUAUUUUUCAGUCAUUUUAAAUUUCAGAAUUCUAGCCACACCUUUGUAUGCAUUGCAGUGCAGUGUGUUAUUUAAAGCCUAUCCGAGCCAAUGUGUUGCUUUCAAACUCUAAUACACGUGAGCAUGCAGGCACAUAUGCUGCGAAAGCUAUCAAUACUUCCUAAUCUACACCUUGUUUGUAAAUGUGCAAAGCUCCCUCAAGCGAGAGUAAUCUCACUUGUAUAUUGAUCUGUUGAGGGGCUUGGCUGCACUGAUAUUAAAAAGGUGCCAGGGAGGCAACAUUUGCGUCCACACCUCUUGUACAAAAUCAACACAAGUUAAUGAAGAACAACAUUGAAUAAGCGAGUGUAGUACAAAUUGAACAAGAAUCCUCAGUUUUUAUUAUUCUGUGAACAUACGCUCUGUGGGUUAUGCUUAGCUCCACGUUUUAUUUUUCAAGUUAUUGAGUGCAUCGUGCAAAUACGAACCGUGGACACUGCUUAUUUUCGUUGGCAGUCCUGAACAAGUGAAGGAAUUUCCACAUUCCUAUGGCAGAAGCCAGUCUCUCCACAGAACCGUUGUUUUUUUUUCUAGAUUAUCAACACUUGAAUUUCCCUGGACUCCUCAUAGCAGAGUUAAUGGCAAGAUUGUGCAUGGUACACAUUUUGUUUUCAUCCACAGUUUUCAUAUGCAAGUCUUUUUUCAGUGAUGCGUAUUUUAUACAAAACCGACCACCUUCAGUUUCAGGUGGGAUACGGCACAAUGUAUUUGCGAUAGUGCCAAGAUGUCAUCUCUUGAUUUGCUUGCGUUGAGUUCUUUAUUGUAAAAUGGAGGCCAGUUGCUUGCAGCUUCGCAAACAGCCGCAGCCCUGCAGAGCAACAAACGUGCUGCCUCUGAGUGUAUCGCGCUUUGUUUGCAGUUACACAAAACACGCGCCUGAAAUGGAACGGUCAUAGAGGGGAAACAUAGAGGUUUAUGCACAAAUGAAAUGAGAGCCAUACUAUUGUAUGCAUUUGGCCAUGAUAAAUGUUGAUUUUUUUUCCAUUUAUUGUAAGCUUUUAUUAUUUAUAUGCCCUGUGCAUUGAAUGACAUUGAGAUUAAAUGACAAAUUCUUCGUAUACAUCACAUGUAAUGUGCAGCCAUUAGUUAAUCCAAUGCUGGAUGAGGACCGACAUGGUACAGAGACUGCUUGACCAUACUGCACCACGCUGUGUGGGUUGUGAAGGGAGGAGGCCCAAAGACCGGUUCGGAUAUCACUCGGUUCUUGGCCCUGGCCAAGAAUCUAAUUCAGGUCCGUUGGCACUGUGCCACCACUCCAUCCUCAUUACAAGUACAUGCACAGCCUAUGUUGCCAAUCCCCUGAUGAAUGAGGGCCUCCCCCAUGCCCUGCGGGUCGUGAGGGAUAGUUGAUUAUAUUUACCGUGGUGGUCAGUGAAAGUGAGUGAAGUUGGGGGGGGAGUACAAAACAAAAAUGCAUUUUUCAACGCUGUCCUCUACUGCCCACAUCGCUUGUUACGCGAUCCAGGCUCAAGCUGAUGAGCUUCCGAGAUCUGAUGAGAUCGGGCACAUUCUGUGUGAUUUUGUCGAGGAAGCCACGGAAAACACCAAAAUCUGGCAUUUUUAUAAAUGGUUGAUUUAAUUACUGACAGCAUAUACAGGGUUAUAGCUGCGGAGGCAAACAUUGAUUUGUUACAGUUACAGGGCUAAUGACAUUAUUGCCAUGCCACACUCACAUGUCUGCUGUGCAUGUGCUAAAUGAAUUGUUUCACAGUUACUCAUGAGGCAAUCAACUCUAAUUCCUCAGCACACAUUAAUAUGAAGAGCAUGAGAGAACAUGUGCAGCAUAUAAAGGGACUAAAGAGCAGUGCUGUACUUUGCAUUCCCUGAUCUGUGGUACUUUCAAAUUGUCCUGUAGAGAGCAUCUUAGAUUACAUCCGUACUGCAUGGUACAUUUAAAUUGUAAUUGCACUGGGAAUCAGUAUUAUUUGAAAUCUAAUAGAGACGUUGUAACCGUGGUUGGCAUUCCCUUAUGGUCGUUGGCACUGUGGUUCGGGUGCCUGCAGCAACAUUGCGGGAUCAGAGGUGUAAAGACGGGGCCUACAAACUUCCCAAAGGGGGCAGGGAUGAUGGAACACAAAAAUGGUCUCGGACUUUUAAGAAGAUCAACCUGUCACCUUGACCGAAGCCGUUGGUGCCACCCCACCUCGCCAGUGCUUUCUUCAUUCCACCAGAUCCUGCAGCUGCUGCACAGUAUUACUUUUUUUCACUGAGUCUCAAGAGGGUCCUGCUAAGUAUUCGAAGUAUGAGGUGACGUUGCUGCUAUGUGUAAUCCCAAUUUAAAACAAUAAAAUAAAUAUUUUAUUUUACCAGGUAAGGCCCACUGAGCUAUAUUGCUCGUUUUCAGAAGCGACCUGGUCAUAAACGAUAGCUCAACGAAGUGGCUUAUCACGUGUAAAUUGAUAGGAGCCUAAUACUUGAAACGCAUGUUUCUAUAUAUGGAGGGAAAAACCAGAGGACCCAGAGAACAUACAAACUCCGCUCAGACAGGCACCCAAGGAAAGAAACAAGCCCAGGUACUUCUUCCUGUGAGGCCACAAGCGUUACGACCAUCCCAUCCUGCCGCCCAAAAGUUGACACACAAGAUGACAGCGGCCCUAAACAUUAUUGGGGAGGUGGUGCAAGUGCCCUUUUUUGCCAGGUGCCUUGGGCACGCCUCUGUUCUUAGCCCACAGUGAAUGGGACGUAUUGCUAUGGGGUGGGUACCAGCCUCUGUUUGUGACAGCCACUGGUGACGUCCCACAGCUCAGCAGGCGGUGCUCGUUAUACCGGCGCUGCAGGGACGAUUGCCUGAAUUGGCUUUGACCAGGCUUUGAACGCACGACCUUGCCACGAUGAGCCCAUGGCUCACAGUGUCUGAACUGAACCGUGAUCCGUAAAGACUAAUAGAAGCAUGAGUUGACAGAAAACCACAUACAGAGGAAUCAAGUGGGCCAUGUAAUAAAGAUCAACCUUGUUAGUGAGCAAUGACUCCUUAAUUAUCUGGGGCACGCACACUGAGGUGGAACCAAAACAGUCGCGAACCUCAAAUAUACACAGCGUGUAUGCGGAGAUGCACACACUUACUUUGGAUCUCUCGCUAAUUGAGUGUAGCUGCACCGUGUUUUAAACAACAUCCAUUUAGCAUCACAAAUGAAGGCACAAUCAAGGCACAAUGCAAUCUAAUUGCCAAUUUUGACAUUUGUCUGUACUUUUGAUUACCUGUUCUAGAAUGCUAUAAAAUGCUAAAUAUAGUAUUGUUACUGUAAAAAAUGAUUGUCACAUUUUAAAUCUAAAUAGAGUGCAGUAUUAAAGUCCGUUCCCUUUAUGUCAUAUACUGCACGAUAUACAGACCAAAUUGAAAUGGUGUCUAUGCUAAGAUGAGCGGUGGGUGGGGUUCUUCUCCUUUGGCAGCCCUGAGCCAGUGGUGGAAGUUCCACAUUCUUCUGGUGGGGUUCAUUACCUUGCAUGGGACAACCCAUGCUACUGGGGACUGGAUAGGGUUUCGCGGUUGUGCUGCAUCGCUCUACAAUGUCCGACGUUUCUCUCCACAUGCCAGAAGCUUCUUCAACAACUAAACUCAAGAAGUAAGGUUGCCAACUCUACUCCUGGAUUGGCCAGGAGUCUCAACCGAAAUUGGCAUCGGUAUCCCAGUGAUGAUUAAAAGAAAUCCGGGGAAUGAUAAUAAAACCAACAAAAAAUUUGUUUUAUUUAACCAGGUAAGGCCCACUAAUUUAUGUAGCUCUUUUUCACAAGAGACCUGGCCACAAAUAAUUGCUCAACAAAGUGACUUAUGUGGAAAUAUAUCGCAGCCAAAUACUCUAAACGCAUGUUUCUAAAUGUGGAGGGAAAAACUAGAGGACCCAGAGAAAAAUCCCCACGACCGCGGAAAAAGAGAGACAUGCAAACUCCAAAUAUAUAGCAUGCGUUAGGGUCAAGGUUGAAUGCACCACCUCCAGCAUACCAGGCGACGUAGUUAACAUUUUUUCACCAUGGCGCAGAGAAUAAAUUAAAGCCAAAAAAAAUCCCAUAAUAGUUUCAGUCUGAGUUGCCAACUCUACGAAGAACAAGAACAGAAAAAAAGCUUCUAGUACGUUGAGUGGAACGUCGAGCGAAACAUGAGACCUAUAAUGGCGAACAUGCGGCACAGCCCGAAAACAUAGCGGAGAGGAGAACCACAUAUUAUACCAUAUUCUAUAAUAUAUGAUCACUGCAUAAGACUUGUGGUCGGUGCACUCAACUACUCCUGCAGUUGCCCGGUAAUGUAAUGUUUGGGGAAUUACCAUACCGAAAUGACUAAUGUUAGCACACAUUAGACAUGCGACAUUAACAUUAAAAUCCUGUUACAUUUUGUGCUGCAGUAAAACAUAAUUACCCAUAACUAACGAUGAAAUAAAUAGUUGAUAGAUUUCAUUUAUUCAUAUUUCUUCACAAAUGACCUGCUGAGUAUUGAUGCACUUUCAUCUAGUUAAAAUAAAGGAGUCGAUUGAUUUGUCCUUUUUUCUCUCAAACAAGCUGUGAAUCUCAACAGUGCCACGUGAGAAUGAGGUCAAGGGCCAGUCUCAGGGCUAUUGGGUCAAGGUCAGAGUGCACGCACAGAUGUUUCGUACGAAUAAUAGUCAAAGUGAUUCCCCACAGUUGCUUACCAAAGCGACGGUUAGAGCUCGCAGAAUGUUUCGUUAAAAGUCCGUUGUAAGUUGGCAUCAUCUGACUUUGAAAGUCUGUAGUAAGUCCGCAUCAUCUGACUUUGCCUACACUGCCAUUAUAUAUACAGUGUAUAAAUAAUUCACGAGUGUCCGUCCAUCACACUCUGUAUCUCGCACACAGUUCAGAGCACGAAAAUGAAACAGGAACACAAAACAAAUGUUUCUCUUGACGAGGACAUGUGCCCAAUGAACAACAUUUUGCCCCCGUUAUUUCCAAAACUGUACGUCUGAAUCAAACCAAUGGCGGCCAAUUUCUGAUGGCUUCCCCAUUGAUUUACGUUGAAACACGAUGUUUACGCACGACGUCAUCGUUCCUUAAUCCACGAGAAUAGCUUCACCGCGGUGACGUCACCCUAUAGGGCUGACAGGCGAUGGGUGCCGACGUAGCGAUGGCACUUGACGCCGACACCGUACGCAAUCGCGACGCGGGGUUAUUAUCCCUCGCAAAUGCGCAGGCAGUGCUCGUUAUGACAGUGAGACUGCUCGUGGAAGAUGAUGUCAAAUAAUCAAGCAUGCAGCCACGAGCAUACAUGAAACGUGAGUUUUCAUAGCUCUGCAAAGAUCCACGUGUGUUGUUGGGCUCAGUUACGUGGUAGUUUCGUGCCAAAUGUCAUGUCAUGAACCCUCCACCACCCACCACGAUUGUCACGUUUAGAAAUAUAUUAUUCGUAGGUGCCGAUGUAUCAAUCAAAUUACGUCCAAUAUAUGUCAUGAUAAAUCUUCAGCCACCAGUGAGGAGCUUUAUUGGUCAGGAUUUGAUCGACACAUUGGCCACAUCUAAAUAAUAUCUUUGUGAACGUGAAAAUCGUGACAGUUGGUGGAGGGUUGAUGAAAAUAAUGUUGGUGUUAAACUAACACCAAGUGGCUUAACCCAAAAACAAAUAUGGAUCAGGGUACUCACAUGUUCAAGUGCUGUAGUGUUUUUCAUUUCUCAUUCAUAAAUAUACAGCCAUUGCAUUGAAUAUACAGACACUGUCACUCUGAAUAGAACCAAGCAUAGCAUUUGUGUUGAAUACAGUAAGAGUCAUUUGCAGCCCUUUGUCAAUUCUUGGCUGGAUAAAUACUUGAUCAUACUUCACCGCUCUGGUCAGUGCAGAUUUGUGAAUUGGGCACCAGGACUGGUUUCAAAUAUCGCUCAUUAGCCACUAGCUGUGGCCGGGACUCAAACUCAGGUCACUGGGUUCGAAAUGCAUUGUGUUAACCAUUGCACCGCAGUUCUGCCAAAUUUUAAGAUGCAUAUAAAUGUGCAGUAAUGUUUAAUUCUUGUUUAGCACUCUGUAAAUGUGUGGAUCUUUACGUAGUUUUAACUCAAGGUAAAAAGUCCGUUUACCUUUUAUUUUGCAUCUCCACCUACAUUAUUAAUGUCAUUGUUAAAAAAAAAUCAGAACGGAUGUUAAAUUUAUUUUGUUUACAUGGUGAUAUUUUAUUUUUAAUUAUAAUCGGUUUGUUGUAUGACACGAUAUCAUGUAUGUGCAUUACAAUGAUUCAAGGUGACCAGUAUUGCCAUCUUUACUUCACCAUAGCUGAAGGGAACUGGGAAUAAAUAUCAAUUAUUUAGCUGCAUUUAGCUUUAAAUACAUAUUAUAUCAACAGUUAUGUUAUGUGAUGCUGAUCACGAGCCUGCUGGUGUACGUUGAUCGGUAGCUUUUGGGCUUUAUAUUGAGCAGGUACAAUGGGUACAUCAUCUAAUAAGUUAUAGUCUAGGGCUAUAGGCCAAUCAGUGGAAGCUCUUUGGACAUAUCAGCAAUUCAAAUUCAGUGUCUGCUUGAGUUCGCUGUUAAAAUUCCACAUUCCUAUAGUAGAUACCGAUCUUGCCAUAGCACAACCAUUGUUGACUUCUCACAAAUGGAUACUCAUUUCAGUAAUCUCAGAAGAGCUAUGAGCUGCAUCUGCCCCUGACAAGCAUUGACCAUGCAUCCAAAUGCUCUCGGCACAGUGCCACUCGGAUAAUAAUAUAGCAGAAAUUUAUCUUGAAUACAUUUGAAAACAUUGCUUUAAACACUGAUAUUUUUUACAAGUUUUCCCAUUAAAAUUAGCUCAAUCAUACAUUAAUGCAUUUCUUUCUAACCUGUAUGUGAUAAAAAAAAAUGACAUUAUCAUUGAUACACCACCAGCAUGUCACAUCUAAUAUAUAUUUGCUUAAAAUACAUUCCCUAAAUGUGAUAACAUCUGAUAUUGACCAAUUAUUACAAAUAAAUACCACUAAACUGUUAUUUGCAUUUAAUGCCAGUUGAUUCUAUUUCUCAAUUCGUGCUAAUUGCCAAAGCUCUUAAGUUUCGAGUACAGUAAUUGAUUGUUAUUUUAGCUUUUGUCAAUAUCUUAUACACACUUAAAAUGUUGUAACAAAAUACAAAAAAUAUCAUCAUUAUAUAACUUUAAAUACAUUCUACAUUUACCAUGUGUCCAAUAUGUCAGGUAUCAGAGCUUUUGAUCACCAACAAUAAUUUUUGUUCACCUAUAUACAACACGUCUUUUUUAUUUUUACUUCUUGUUUUUGAAACGUUAUUUACAGAUUUGUUAAACUUACAUAAAGCAAAGUUGUAUGUGCAUGUGAUAUCAACAGAUUACUCAUAUAAAAUGUAAAUGUAUUGAUAGUUAUUCCAUUGAAAUAUGUAGUCAUUGUCAUAUAUGAAAAUUAAAAUGACACUGGCAAUUUACAUUUCAUCUUAAUUACUUUUAUCUGGCUAUAGGUCACUGCGUAUUUUUGUCAUUUUUACUAUGAUAACAUUGUGUAUUCGUUGUGUACUGAAUACUACAUCUGUUUAAUGCGUAACCACAGCUUGGCAGAUACAUUUGUGUUUGGUACAAAGUUGAAUGUGCUCUAUUGGGUUGUGAUAAUGUUGCAUGUCUCUUAAGUUAUUUGUACGUAUGCAUAAUUGUUGCAAAAAUGAAAUUCGAAUCCUGUUUAAGUAACGCCGAUCUUCAUUCCUGCUAGGUUUCUGCCCUGAAAGAAUUUGUCAUCUAAAAGUCUCGUUCUUUUUGGCAUUCUAACAACACACGGUUACGUACGUUCUACUGCAUGUUUCAUAACAUGGGCACUUACGCUGGGAAAAACAGGCAGCUGCAUGAGUUAACAUCCGACGAAUAAUUGGGCUUGCAUCCUUAUAGUAAAAUAAGGAUAACAAAAAUAAAACCAGUAGGUCAAAAAGAAAACAUAACAUGGCUCUACCGUUUGAAAUUCUGUGUGUGUCUCACGACUAUGGGAUGCCUCUAUGACAUUGGAAGUGUACGUGAAUGUCUCCAAGGCCAUUCCUUUCCACUGCAUAUCACAUUUGACAAAACACCUAAUGAAGAAAUGCGCAAAAUGAAAAAAAAAUGUGCACGAAACAUUGUUGAUUCUCAAAUUACAAUAUUGUAUAAUUACAGUAAUUCGAUUUUAAACCUUAAAACAUUAACAUAACGAUGUAUAGCAACAUUAUUUAUGAUUUUUGUUGAACUUGUUUCAUAGCUGUGAUGACAGUACGUAUGCGUUGCUGUUCUUAGUGCGAUAUGCUCAUGUUAUGAACCCACCCGCUGGCUUAUGAAAUCUACCACAUCUAAGUAGCACCCGUAUGUCUUUCAUAUCAUAAAAGCAAGCGUUUAAGUUGUUCGCUUUGAAUUACGUACGAUGUAUAUAUUAUAUUCCCAGAAUCUGGAUCCUCAAGAGCUUAGCAAGUUAUAGUUUAGACGUGACAUUUGUGUUUGAGGAAACAACCUCGAGUGCAAACGUCGGCAAACAAUAACGCAGGGAUGUUCUGUUGAAUGAUAAAAAAAAAAUUUAUGUUGCUCCCCCCCACAACCCCCUCUAUUGACAGAAAAAGGUUUUCGCUAUUUUAUUGCAAUUGGCCUCAUGAUGUAUCAGUCAUCUUGUAACCAUGUGUUGCAAUAAUACAUAUAACAAAACAUCACGCACCGCUUUGGCAAAAAUAUUAAGGCCUUGAAUUAAAAAUGUGCAAAAACCAAGUUUUUAUAUGAAAACUAAAAAAAAUCACGUUUUUCCGGGAAGGUUUUGUGUGCAUAGCGCUUUUGUAAAAAAAAAACAGCUGCAUUAUUACAGCCAGUAGGUAGAAUUUUAUAAAACAAGAAACCAGUGCCAGUCAAAUGAAAGUUAACUUACUAUAGUUUGCUAUUAAGACCAAACCAAUUUAUUUUAAUUGCAACAAAAUUUGGGUAAUCACCAUUAUCGUCAUCUCUCUGUUAAACCAUAUUAGAUUACAUAGAUUAGUGAUAAAUGUAUAUUGCCUUUUUACAGGAUGUUAAUGACCUUUCUUAAUACUUAUAUAGCAUAUGUUACCAUUCUUGUACAUUGAAUGUUCACAAAUAUAAUAAACUUUUA